AUGAGACGCAAAUACACCUCCAAGGCCUGUGACGAGUGUCGUCGAUGUCGAACCAAGUGCGAUGGGAAACGGCCUGUUUGCUCUCGCUGCCAGCUUCGCUCUAUCAGCUGCCAAUAUAGGACUGAAGAGGAUGGGCGUAGACCAGCCCCGAAAUCAUACGUGGAGAUGCUCCGCAGCCGGAUUGACUAUCUGGAAAAUGUCAUUCGGUCACAUUCUAUAGAUGUUGAUAAUUCUGCCGCACUGGCAGUGAGAGAUGAUGUAUCUGGUGAAAAUACGCUGUGUCUUGGAAGUGGUUGCUAUGACCGUGACAGUCAUUCGACAGAGGACUUGAGUGAAGCAUUCGAGGGAGCGCUGUCGUUGGAUGGGUCACUCAAGUAUGAUCGAGAUGGAGAAGUGCAUUAUUUUGGAGCUACAAGCGGCCAUCUUCCUUUCCAGACAGUUCAAGACAUCCCCGACUCAACGCAGGAACAGGAUCGGAAAGCACCUGCGCCCUCUCGUAAAGAGAACAACAGUUUGACUGGCACCGCAGAGCAGAUGUAUAUUCCCGAGGAGCUUAAGGAUAAUCUUCUCGAUUUGUACUUUAAGUGGCAGAAUCCCUGGCUUCAAGUCGUCAACGAAAAACUAUUCCGUGAAAGUGAACAAUCCGGCGGCCGGUAUUCUAGUCCUCUGCUACUGAACUGCAUGCUCGCGUUGGGCUCGCGAUUCUCUGACAGGACUGAUAUUCGAUCUGCUCCCGAAGACCCAAGCACAGCAGGCCGGGUAUUUCUGCAGGCGGCUGAAACGCUUCUUCAAUACGAAAUGAAAUGGCCCUCCAUCACAACCAUCCAGUCCUUGGCCAUUAUGAUAGACAUGUAUAUUAGCAUAGGGGCAGAUGCGGCAUCAUGGCUCCACCAAGGAAUGGCAAACCGCCUGGUCCUAGACAUGGGCCUCAAUCUCGACGCAGAAACCCUCGAUGGAUCGGAUAUAAUAUCACACGAGGAAGUCGAGUUGAGGCGGCAGAUAUUCUGGGCCUUGUAUUGCGAUGACAAACUGUCCGCUGCUUAUACUGGGCGAGUCUGUUCGAUGCUGGAUAUCCAAGCACAGGUCAAACUGCCCUCGAUCCCAAGCCGUGACUUGUAUCAGCAUAGCAUAAAUCCGUAUCAACACACCGUUCUUCUCAGGGCUUUCAUCCACAUCUCUCAAAUAUCAGAGAAGAUCAUUCUCGGGCUUUACGCCCCCAAGGCUACUCAUCGUGGGUCUUCUAAACUCCCAUCAUUCCUGGAGUCUCGUCUCCUCGACCUCAAGAACUGGUACUAUGAUCUUCCAUCCGAACUACGGCUCGACCGUCCAAUACCUGGAAGUGGUCCCCUCCCACAAGUUUACACCCUGCAUAUGGUGUACCAUACAAACUACAUUCUCCUUCUGAAACCUCUCAUCUCCAGCGUUUCUAGUGGCUCACGCCGUGGAAACGUAAAUAAAAGCAUAUCCGACCAUGUCUUGUGUCUUGCCAGAAAAGCCGCCUCGAUGAGUGUCACCGCCGCGAAAAGAAUAUGUGCGGUAGGCCGAAAGUAUCAGCAAGCCUUUGGUUCAUUUCGACAGAGCGCAGUAACUGCAACUUACUGUUCUUUGUCAGCGGCACUUAUAUUGAUCCAGUCGGAAUACCCACGCAGUCAUACUAACUUGUCCUUGACUGGCAAUUCCGCCGACCUCGAAACGCUUUUGCUGGUCUUGGAUGAGCUAUCGACUUCGUGGGAUAUCGCACGACGGAUACGUCGAAGUCUGGUUCGAUUGCUAGAAGAGAAAUCAUCACCCCUACCUUCUCAGAAUCUGGCGAUAGAGCAGUCAUCAUUUCAACAUAAUCUCCUAGUUCCAUCGCUCGAGGGAUCGGCUUCUUGUCCUCUCGCCAACGCCGCCACCGAGACACAAAUAUCCGAUGAAGCACUUUCAUCAUUCUCGACUCUUUUCCCAGCUUCUACCACAACAACAAAUGGCCGUGAAGGAAUCACUGCAGCACCGGAACCUUUGGGAUGGCCGCUAUGGGAAAAUAUGGACUUUGCCUUGGACGGUGCUGGCUCACUGCCAGUCGACUACAACUGCUUUGAUACUCUAAGUAGCGCUAUUUUUGACAUUCCAGCAGAUUGGGACUCGAUGUAG
This is a messenger RNA of Aspergillus wentii DTO 134E9, 2133 nucleotides long. RefSeq lists its product as uncharacterized. NCBI's taxonomy places the organism in Eukaryota, Fungi, Ascomycota, Eurotiomycetes, Eurotiales, Aspergillaceae. Gene Ontology annotation, biological process: regulation of DNA-templated transcription; DNA-templated transcription. Bases 1 to 2133 code for a protein of 710 amino acids. The transcript is spliced from 5 exons. Gene Ontology annotation, molecular function: DNA-binding transcription factor activity, RNA polymerase II-specific; zinc ion binding; DNA binding. The record is from RefSeq and is a predicted model, not a curated record.